Raphanus sativus (radish) is the source of this 801-nucleotide messenger RNA. Its product is annotated as B3 domain-containing protein REM14. The record is from RefSeq and is a predicted model, not a curated record. The transcript has 3 exons. Gene Ontology annotation, molecular function: DNA binding. NCBI's taxonomy places the organism in Eukaryota, Viridiplantae, Streptophyta, Magnoliopsida, Brassicales, Brassicaceae. Bases 147 to 788 code for a protein of 213 amino acids.
CUUGAGGUUGAGGAGAAGCUAGAAAACGGAGACGACGAUUUCUCUUCUCCAUCUUCUCUGUGAUUUUAGGUUUCAAAGCUUCUAUCUAGUCAAGGGUCUAACCUAAGUAAGGACUAUGCAUAUUUCCCUUUAUAGUGUUACCGAGGAUGGCGAAUAGACAUUUCUUUCAGCCUCUUCUUCCUGGCUUCCACACUCACUUGACAAUUCCUGUAGCUUUCUUCUCCAAGCAUAUAGAAGGAAGAAAUGGUCAUAACAAUACGGCGAAGCUGAGAUCAGACGCCUCGGAGAUGACCUGGAAAGUGAAGAUAGAAGAUGAUGGCCGGAGACUCACUGAAGGUUGGAAAGAGUUCGCUCACGCACACGAUCUUCGAGUCGGCGACAUUGUCAUUUUCAGACAAGAGAAAGACAUGGCUUUCCACGUUACACUGUUCGGACCCAGUUGCUGUGAGAUACAAUACGGAUCGUGCAUAGACCAAGAUAACAACCUCGAGAAGAUUCCAAAGAAGAAGAACCCAAACAGAGAAGAAGCAGAGUCAUCAGAAGCUAAUGAAAUAGAGUCUCUUUCCACAGAACCGGAAAGCAACGAAGAGAGCAACCAUAUAAGCUCACAGGAACGUAUAGAAAGAAAAGAUAAAAAGGGUGGAACGAUACGGAAAGCUUCAUCUUCAACAACCCAAAGCAGAUUUGUGACCUUGACUAUCAAACCUUCGGACUUCAAAAACUCUAGGCUGGUCAGUUUUAUCAAAUCUAAGACAUUUGUCUUCUUACAGUCUCUCUCUCGAUACUGAAUCUUUUGUUUGA